Molecule: messenger RNA, 959 nt
Organism: Orbicella faveolata
Lineage: Eukaryota; Metazoa; Cnidaria; Anthozoa; Scleractinia; Merulinidae
Source: RefSeq, a predicted model, not a curated record
AUCAAAUACCUCACGCUAGAUGCAUCGAUUCGCGUUUCGAUCUAAAUGACAGAAUCGAAAAUGCCCAUUAAAACUUUCCUCUGUUGCUUCAAUGUUUAUGAAGGAUCAUGGGUCUGUGGACUUUGCAGCUUGUUAUUGGGAGCUGCGAGGGUUUACCUUCAGUGGUUCAACUUAGAAUUUCGUCACCGGAUGACAGCAGCCGCAAGAAAACAGUUACUGAUCGACUUUAACACCCUUCAGCUGAUAACGAUUCUUCAGAUGUCGGCAGCAGCUGUUUCUAUAGCGGUGUCGCUUUUGAUGCUCAUCGGACUUUUUAAGCGUCAGCGAUGGCUGUUGUUCCCGUGGUUAAUGUGGGUAGUGAUUGAAGAGCUUUUUUCUAUAAGUGUCAUCUUCUUUUUUGUGGCUUUUGACGUCAAGUUGAAGUGCUCAGUGUACGUAUCAGAUGCCGUCAUGUUUGUGACCUCUGUAAGUACAAACGUAACAUGUAAGGGAGGGGAGGGUAAUGCAAACUUCACAUGGGUUAGGAAUGAACAACUGUACUUGAUAUGCCGGGUUGAUUGUUUGUGUUUUCCCACAUUGAGACAAAAGGUUAAUUGGGCUCCUUCCAGCAGGGAUGCUUGCCUCAGAAUUUGACAAUAGUAUUAUGAUGAAAAAAUACUUCUGAAAUUGAAAAAAAUUCACUGAUUAUUUUACGACUAUGACACAAAAUGCAAGCUGUAAUAAAACAAACGGAUCUCAUAGCAUUCAGAGGCAUUUUGUCUUCCAAAGAAUCACAAAAAUUAAUAUUAUUUCCUAACUAACCUAGGCAUGCAAUACGUGCAAAAGGUCUAGUAUGUAGCUGCGGUUCCUUGCACACAAAGCAGACCUCUGAUACUACUUAUACCAUAAUAAUUGUUAUCUAGUCAGUGACUCAAUGAUCUGCCAAGCAAUAUUAAUCACUUGAAUCUUCUUUUGACAAC